AUGGAUCUGCGGCAGAAGAUCCUAUCGACGGUGCACGCCACGGUGCUCGAGAACCGCCAUCGCCCCCACAACAAUGGCGACCCUCCGGGAACGAGCUUUUCGCAAGUGGAAGACAUACAGGUCACGGCGACUGUGCCGACAGACACUGACAAUGACGGGGGGAAGGCCGACGGUCUUCCGCAAACCGCGCAGCAGGGCGCGCAGCAGAGCGGUCAGAAGGGCAAGUGGACGGAGCAAGAAGUCUUGAGCGUGUUCCGCGAGGCCUCCGCGGGCAGCGCGUCCGCGCCAGCCGCAGCGCCGCACAGCGCCAGCUUCGGCGCAGCAGCAGCCGCGUUCCUCGAGGCGGGCGCAGGGGCUGCAGGGUCGGGCGGCAACAGGGGCGGCGGCGGCAACCCAAACAACCCAGGCGGGGCGGCAGCGGGCGGCGACGACGGCCCGACGCGCGUGCAGCGGUUUCUGAUGCGGCUAGCUGUGGCGCUACACGCAUACGGCAGUUCUGCCGCCCGCACCGAGUUCCUGAUCGAGCGGGCCGGGCGGCGGCUGGGUGUGGACGUGAGCGUGGCGGUGCUGCCAGACUUGAUUCUGCUCGCAUUCAACCGCGUGGUUGGGGACGAUACUGCUGGGCAGCGCACGCACAUGCUGUCCGUAUCCCCAGACAUGGAUCUGGACAAGCUGGGGCGAGUGGAUGAAUUGGCGCGCAGUGUGGGGCUGAGGGAGGCGCACAACCUCAUGGCGGCGUACUGGCAGCUAAGGGCCAUCGCCAACGCACCCCCCACCUUCUCCCCGCCCAUGCACCUGCUCGCCAUGGCGCUCAUGUCCGCCAGUGCUGCUGUGCUCUUCUUUGGCGGCAACAUGUGGGACGGGCUGGUGGCGGCCGUGCUGGGCUUCCUGGGAGGCGCCUUGGAGUAUUGGGCCAUCUCCCACUCGCAGGCAGUGACGUCCAUUCUCGAGUUCCUCGUGCCGGUGCUAGCAGCCUUCACGGCCAAUCUCCUUGCAUCCACGCUGAUGAGCGGCCGCAUCUGCAUCUUCGCCACUCUCUUCGGCGCCCUCGUCUGGUUCCUCCCAGGCGUGACACUGACAUUCGGUGUGAACGAGCUAGUAGCAAGAACACAGGUGACGGGCACGGCACGAGUGGCAGCGGCAAUAUUCACGUCGCUGCAGAUCGGAUUCGGCAUCUCCGUGGGCAUGGGGCUCUGCUUCUGGGCUGCCUUGCCCACUGCCCUCUCCGACUGCCCGCCCUCCCACCUGCCCCUCUGGACCAACAUUUUCUGGUUCGCCAUGUACGUGGUGGCGAGCAACAUAAGGUGCAAUGCACGGCUGGACCAGUGGGACGGCAUGACGCUCGUGGCGCUCGUGGGCUACGUGGUAUCUGAGCUCGCCUACCGCACCAUUGGCAACGACACUGCCUCUGUGGUUGCUGCAUUCGCCGUCAGCACGUCAGGCACCCUCUUCUCACACUACGCCCAGGAGUUCCCCCUCGCAAUGAAGAUUUCGGGGAUCCAGCUGCUGGUGCCGGGCGGCAUAGGCGUGCGCGGCGUGGCGGCCAUCCUCAACCAGGACGUGAUGUCGGGCAUCGGGUUCGUCUUUGAGAUGCUCACUGUUGGACUCGCCAUCACCAUCGGCCUCAUUCUCGCGAAUCUCGUUCUGCCCGAGUCCAUGUUUGCGCACGGCAGCCGCCCGCAUCAUAAUAAGAGGAGGCUUGCCGCGGAUUUACGGGCAGAUUCGAUGGCUCAUGGUGUGGUCGGGGGUCGGGUGGAUGGGGCGAGUGGGAGGGAUGAGGCGGCAGGGAGAGGGUUUGUCGCAUCGGCGCAACAGGCAGAGGCUCCGCGAGGCAUCACCGCGAAUGGCCCGAUAGGACACCACCUGGCGGACGCGGCGAGGGAUGAGGCAGAGCAAGUGGCGAAGCGGCAGCAGCGGACGACGUCGCCCAACCUGAGCCGCCUGGCUCUCUUCGUGGACCCGCUGCCGAUUCCGCCAGCCGUGGAUGCGUCCAAGCUGCCGCGUCGCAACGGACAGUCGCCCAAGGUCACGAUCGGCGUGUACAAUGUGAAGCGGGUGAGUCGCUGUUCACUGCCACCCGCUAGUGGCAACAGGCACAACGGAAAAUGUAACAAGUCUGGCAAGUCACACACCUUCCCCAAAGUUUCACCGCGACCUGCGUUCGGGCUGUCGCGCAAGACGGCGAGCGUGCCGGGGCCGACGAUCGUGGCGCAGCAUGGGGAGGAGCUGCGCGUGGAGUGGGUGAACAACAUCACGGACAAGCAGCACAUGCUGCCGCUCGACCGCACGCUCAUGGUGCCCCGACUCAAGCUCGGUGGCGUUCCCAUCGUCGUCCACGUGCACGGCGCGCAGGUGUCGAGCAAAUCCGACGGCCAUCCGUUCGCGUGGUGGACGCACCAGGGAGAGCGCGGCCCGACGUUCGCAUCGAACACGUACACGUACCCGAACGGGCACGCGGCGAGCACGCUUUGGUACCACGACCACACGAGCGGCAUGACGCGUCUCAACGUGCUCGCGGGCAUGUUCGGCGCAUACAUCAUCCGCCACCCCGCGCUGGAGGAAAAGUUCAACCUGCCCGCGGGCAGGUACGACGUGCCGCUGGUGAUUCAGGACCGCGCGUUCGUGAAGAACGGAUGGACCUUCCUGCCUAGCCAAGGCGUGUCCAAGGUGCAUCCGCACUGGAUGCCCGAACACUUCGGUGACUUCAUGACCGUCAACGGCAAGGUGACCCCCUACAUGCGCGUGGAGCGCCGCAAGUACCGCUUCCGCAUCGUCAACGGCGGCACUGCGCGCUUCCUCGAGCUCGUCUUCCGCGCAGCCCCCGCCAACACCGACCUCACUCUGCGGAACGCGCUCUCCGCAUCACCGCAACUCCCCUUCGUGCAAGUCGCCGCGGACGGCGGGUACCUCAACGCGCCAGUUCCGCUCCGCCGCUCCGUCCUGGGUCCGGGCGAGCGUGCGGACAUCGUUGUCGAUUUCUCCAAACUCCCCGCGGGCACCGCGGUGUACCUCACCAACCGCGCGCCCGCGCCUUACCCGGGGGGCGCUGUUCCACAGGGCGAUCUCCGCUUCGUGAUGCGCUUCGACGUCGUGCCCGCGACGUCCGCCGACACGACGCGCGUGCCAGCCACGCUCCUCAGCAUCCCAGCCGUCGAUCUCACCAAAGCUGUCAAUUUCAAGGCUCCGCGGAUCAUCAGCCUGACAGAGGUUGAAGAUCCCGCUUCCGGCGCGCCUGAGUCGGGCCUAAUGGAAGGGAAGCAUUUCACCGCGCCCGUGACGAUUAAACCUAAGUUUGGAACUACGGAGGUAUGGUACAUAGUUAAUCUGUCAGAGGACACGCAUCCCGUCCACAUUCACUUUGCGCCGCACCGCAUUCUCUUCCGCCGCCGCCUCAACACGACGCUGGUCGAGGCGAAGAAAUGCAGCAUGGCGGGCGGAAGCUGCUUCGUGGGGCGCGCGGUCGCGCCGCACCGGACGGAGCGCGGGCGGAAGGACACGAGCAAGGCUCCGCCUGGGUGGGUGACGGCGGUGGCUGUGGAUUUUGCGCCGUGGCAGGGCAAGGCGCUGUCGUUUGAUCCGCGUGAGGGGCCAGGAUACGUGCUGCACUGCCACAUCCUGGAUCACGAAGACAAUGAUAUGAUGCGCCCCUUCGUACUCGUUUGA
Messenger RNA from Closterium sp. Yama58-4, 3663 nucleotides. NCBI's taxonomy places the organism in Eukaryota, Viridiplantae, Streptophyta, Zygnematophyceae, Desmidiales, Closteriaceae. The record is from the annotation of a GenBank genome assembly.